This is a messenger RNA of Paraglomus occultum, 1695 nucleotides long. Lineage: Eukaryota; Fungi; Glomeromycota; Glomeromycetes; Paraglomerales; Paraglomeraceae. The record is from the annotation of a GenBank genome assembly.
AUGUGUGGAAUCUUCGCUGUCUACAACUAUCAGGGCGAUAUCAAUGUAUACCGUAAGAGGGCACUUAUGUGUUCCAAAAAAUUAAGACAUCGUGGCCCUGAUUGGAGUGGCUGUAUUAUCAAAGGCAAUAACAUUCUUGCUCACGAGCGAUUAGCUAUCGUUGGUGUCGGAAGUGGCGCACAGCCCAUCACGAAUGAAGACGAAUCGAUUGUCCUUGCGGUCAAUGGAGAAAUAUAUAAUCACAAGGGAUUGGAGAAACUAGUACCAGAUGCCGUUUUCAGCACCCAGUCUGAUUGCGAAUGUAUACUUCAUGUGUACGCGAAAACGGGCAACGCAGUCGUUGACUAUCUCGACGGCAUGUUCUCCUUUGUCCUUCUCGACGUUCGCAAUAACAAAAUAUUGGCGGCACGUGAUCCAAUCGGUAUCACCCCUCUCUACCAAGGAUGGUCAUCUUAUUCACCAGAUACCGUGUAUUUCGCCUCCGAGAUGAAAGCAUUACAGGACGAAUGCGAUAAAAUCAUAUCGUUUCCACCUGGACAUUUUUAUGAUUCAUCAACGAAAGAGACGACUCGGUAUUAUCGUCCUCCUUGGUGGGAUUCCAGCGUUGUACCCACAUCUCCAGUUGAUUAUAAGCUGUUGAGGGAAACGUUGGAAAAGGCCGUGCGUAAGCGUUUGAUGAGUGAAGUACCAUACGGGGUCUUGUUGAGUGGUGGCUUGGAUUCUAGUUUGAUUGCAUCGAUAGCUCAACGGGAGGCAAUCAAAUUGGCUGCAAGUCAGAAUGGCUUUGCGGGAGACGAUGUCGAUGAGAGUGCGUUAAAGUCAUGGCCAAAACUCCAUUCAUUCUCAAUUGGCCUUCCACACUCACCAGACUUGGCCGCUGCCCGCAAAGUUGCAGAUUUUCUGCAAACGGUGCAUCACGAAUUUACCUUUACCAUUCAAGAGGGCCUCGAUGCACUGCACGACGUCAUUUAUCAUCUCGAAACUUAUGAUGUGACGACCGUCCGUGCUAGCACACCAAUGUACUUGUUAUCACGAAAGAUCAAAGCUAUGGGUGUUAAAAUGGUACUUAGCGGAGAAGGCAGUGACGAGAUCUUUGGAGGAUAUCUCUAUUUUCACGCCGCUCCCUCUGCCACUGAUUUCCAUGAAGAGACUGUUACUAGGGUGAAGAAUCUGCAUACGUCAGAUUGUUUAAGAGCCAACAAGAGUACGAUGGCAUGGGGAUUGGAGGCAAGAGUACCGUUUUUGGAUGCGGCCUUUCUUAAUGUUGCUAUGAAUGUUAAUCCUGAGGAAAAAAUGUUUAAACCUGGGAGAAUGGAAAAGUACAUAUUGAGGAAAGCCUUCGACGUCUCCACCACUGAUGACGAUCGGCCAUACCUCCCAGACUCGAUUCUCUGGCGCCAAAAGGAACAAUUUUCCGAUGGAGUAGGUUAUAGUUGGAUCGAUACUCUUAAAGCCACGGCAGAAAAGCAUGUGACCGAUGAACAGCUAGCCACUGCUGCUAAACGAUGGUCCAAGGAUACGCCAACAACAAAGGAAGCUUAUUGGUAUCGUGAAAUGUUUGAGGAUUCGUUCCCAGAAGAUGCUUGCGUCGAGAGUGUUGUCAGGUGGAUUCCGAGAUCCGAUUGGGGUUGUCCUGAGGAUCCUUCUGGUCGUGCCCAAACUGUUCAUAAUGCGGCAUACGCUAACAAACAAUAA